GGUGUCCGCUGAAGAAAACGGGACGGAGGAGCAGAGAGAGGCGGACACAGGGACUGCUAUCCCGGGAUACUUCACUGAUCCGCACCGGCAGACUCCAGUAAACAUGUCAACAAGCAUCAGCGCUGAGGAGAUCGAGGAGAUCAGGGAGAGCUUUGAGAAAGUGGAUGUGGACGGUAAUGGCUACAUCUGUGCCUCUGAACUUGGGAGCUUGUUCACAGAGGUGGGCUGCUCCAUGCCGGGAUACCAGCUGAGAGAACUCCUGCAGAAACUGGACAAAAACAAGGACAGCCGUAUCAGCCUGGAGGAGUUCACGGCUAUCUUCCAGGAUCUGAAAGAGGACUGUUUGGCCAAGGGUUUCAGGAAAGCUCUCAACAAGAAAGACGGCAUCGUAAACAUCGGGGGAACCAGCGAGAUCUCCAGUGCAGGAACUCAGCAUUCAAUCUCUGAGCAGGAGCGCUUUGCCUUUGCCAACUACAUCAACUCGUCUUUGGAGAAGGAUCCGGACUGUGAAAGCAGGCUGCCCAUCGACCCCAACACUGGAGCUCUGUUUAAGUCCCUGUCUGACGGCAUCAUUCUCUGUAAACUCAUCAACCUGUCUGUUCCUGACACCAUCGACGAGAGGACCAUCAAUAAAAAGAAGCUCACGCCUUUCACCACUCAGGAGAAUCUGAACCUGGUCCUGAAUUCAGCCUCGGCCAUCGGCUGCCAAGUGGUCAACAUCGGGGCUCAGGAUCUGAAGGAGGGUAAACCUCACCUGGUGCUCGGUCUCCUCUGGCAGAUCAUCAAGAUCGGACUGUUCGCUGAUAUCGAGCUGAGCCGUAACGAAGCCAUCGCGGCGUUGCUGGAGGAGGGCGAGAGUCUGGAGGAGCUGAUGAAGCUGAGUCCUGAGGAGCUGCUGCUGCGCUGGGCUAACUUCCACCUGAAGAAAGUGGGCAUGUCCAUCAACAACUUCUCAGGUGACAUUAAGGACUCUAAGGCUUACUUCCACCUGCUGGAGCAGAUCGCACCUGACGGCACCAAGGAGGAUGCUCCGCGGGUGGAGAUAGACAUGACUGGUGUUUAUGAGAAAGAUCUGACCAAGAGAGCUGAGUGCAUGCUCAAACAGGCCGACCUCCUCGACUGCCGGCAGUUCGUAACGGCCGCCGACGUCGUCUCCGGACACUCCAAGCUCAACAUGGCCUUCGUGGCCAUGCUCUUCAACAAACACCCAGCCCUCACCAAACCAGAGAACCAAGAGUGGAACCUGCAGAGUGAGACGAGGGAGGAGAGGACGUUCAGGAACUGGAUGAACUCUCUAGGAGUCAGUCCGUAUGUUCACCACAUCUACGGAGAUCUGACAGACGCCAUGGUCAUCCUCCAGCUUUAUGAAAGGAUCAAGGUCCCGGUGGACUGGGACUACAGAGUCAACCACCCUCCAUACAAGGCACUAGUGGCUCAUUUAAAAAAGAUUGAAAACUGUAACUAUGCCGUUGAGCUGGGCACAGAGAAGGCUGGCUUCUCCCUGGUUGGGAUAGCUGGACAGGAUCUCUACGAUGGGAAUGAAACUCUAACCCUGGCUCUGGUGUGGCAGCUGAUGAGGAGGUACACCCUUAAUGUUCUUGAAGACCUGGGAGAUGGAGGAGAAUGUGCUGGAGAUGAUCUGAUUAUUUCAUGGGUCAAUAAAACUCUGGCUGAGGCUGGGAAGAGUUCCUCUAUCAAGAGCUUCAAGGACAAAUCCAUUGGUACCAGUCUUCCAGUCCUGGAUCUGAUCGACACCAUUCAGCCAGAGAGCGUGAACUAUGAGCUGGUGAAAACAGAAGAUCUAUCCGACGAAGACAAACUGGACAACGCCAAGUACGCCAUCUCCAUGGCCAGGAAGAUCGGGGCUAAGGUCUACGCUCUGCCUGAGGACCUGGUGGAGAUCAACCAGAAGAUGGUGAUGACCGUCUUCGCCUGUCUGAUGGGGCGAGGAAUGAAGAGAGUUUAAAGGAAGGCCACGUCUGAUUGGACGACAGAGAGAGAGAGGGGGCGUGGCUGAAGCUUCUGUAUCUAGAACCCAUCAAGAACAUUCCCUGACCGCAGCCACGGUCACAGAUGUUCUCAGAACUUUCUUCUUCUGUAGUUAGACAUAUUCUCCUGAGGUCUCCAGGUAGAAACACCUGCUCUCCCAAAAUCUACAGUUUAGUUUGUCAAAUCAGGAACAGGAAGAACAACCAGAACCGGGACGCUCUAGUCCAGGUUAAAAUACUGGACUGUGGUUUCAGGACGACAGACUCUGCCCCCCUUUCUGCUCAGAGUGCGUCCCGGCUCUGUCCAGGUCCUGGGAUGGACUCUGUCUUCAGGGAAGAGGGGUCGGGUCUGCGUCGGUCUUGUCAGGGUUCUGGGAACAUUUAGUGACGGUGGCUCCUCAGAGUGAUGACUUCAGCUGUCCUCUCUAGAACCUUCAGGAAUGUUCCCUCUGUUCUACCGGCCCGUUCCUCUGUGACCGUUCCUUUAAAGCAAUAAUCACUCAGUACGUUUACAUGCAGCUGCAUCCGAUCCACCUACUGUGUUUGAUAAGACCUGGUCUGGAUCAGAUCAGACCCCUCAGAGUCAGAGUAGUGGAUACACCUCAGUCCAGACCCAGGUCUAAUAGUAUGUUAAAGGAGGAUGUCGCCCCCUAGUGUAGUGGAGGCAGACAUGCUGCCAUCAGGGUUUAAAAGAGUCUCUGAUGAGGCUGCAGCCAUAGCUGGACCUAACUGAGCAUGUAAACGUACUGACUGUUUUCACUGAAACCUUUAGGCCUUUUAAUAAAUGACCAAAGCUAUUCUAACAAAGACUCUCACUGUAAACUACAGAUGUUUUCAGCCUUUUUACUCCAUAAACUCAUUUG
Cheilinus undulatus (humphead wrasse) is the source of this 2851-nucleotide messenger RNA. Its product is annotated as plastin-3-like. Gene Ontology annotation, cellular component: cytoplasm; actin filament bundle; actin filament. Gene Ontology annotation, biological process: actin filament bundle assembly; actin filament network formation. Lineage: Eukaryota; Metazoa; Chordata; Actinopteri; Labriformes; Labridae. The transcript has 16 exons. Gene Ontology annotation, molecular function: calcium ion binding; actin filament binding. The record is from RefSeq and is a predicted model, not a curated record. The coding region runs from base 104 to 1966 and encodes 620 amino acids.